AUGGUCGACGCUGCAUACGAUCUCGCUAAUGCACACAAGUGCCUGGACUCGGAAAAAACCUCCCUCGACAAGAUCUACCGCAAAGUCGAUCCCAGGGUCUCCUGGUUCUUGUGCGGAAUCUACUUUCUUCAAUUUAUCGACAAGUCCUUGCUUAACUAUGCUGGUGUCAUGGGUAUCAAAGACUACUUGAAAGAGGGCCUGAACCAGUUCUCCGAUUUGGGUACCAUCUUUUUUGUGGGGUUCAUUGUUGGAGAGCCCAUAAGCGCAUAUCUUUUCCAGAAACUCCCAGCUGCUAAGCUUCUUAGUUUCAACAUCUUCUGCUGGGGCAUCGUCAUUAUUGGUCAUGCUUUUCUGAAAAGCUAUGCAUCCUUGAUGGUGGUCAGAGUGCUUCUAGGGUUGUUUGAAGCAUGUGUGGCUCCAGGUUGUGUUUUAAUUACAGGCAUGUGGUACAACCAAAGUCAGCAGCUUAGACGGUUUUGUUGGUGGACAUGCCAGGCUGGAUUUUCUACUAUUAUUGGAGGACUUCUUUCUUUUGCAUUUCAGCACGUCAAUUCCACAGAGUUCCAAGGUUGGCAGAUCUUCUACUUGGUGAUGGGCGUGGUAACCCUGGGUUACGGUAUCCUAGUGGCUAUUUUCGUUCCUGACUCUCCUGUCAAAUGCAAGUUUUUAACUCAUGAUGAAAAACUCGUCGUUUUGGAAAAUAUCGAAGCGAACCACACCGGAACAGAAACAUACACCUUCAAAUGGGACCAAGUAAAAGAGCUUUUCAUCUACGAUAAGCACACGUACGUUUUUCUUGCAUUGACCUUGCUUUCCAUGAUACCCACCGGUGCUGUUUUGACGUUUUCCGUUCAGAUUAUCGCAAAUAUCGGUUUCACCAAUAAAGAAGCAGCUCUUAUGCAAAUGCCCCUUGGUGUAUCUACCAUCAUAGCUAUCGUGAUGGGCACCUACUUGUGCGCCCACUUCAAAGGCCGCUUCCGCAACUUGAUCUUUAUUUCUAUGCUCGUUCCAGCCAUCAUAGGCUACAUUGUGCUUGUUGCAAGUUACGACAAAAUCGGCCAGCUCUUAGCCGUCUAUCUAAUCAACGUGGGCACCUGCGUGAUCACGAUGAUAUACUCGUGGAACUCAGCGAACACCGCCGGUUACACCAAGCGUGUGGUGAGAAACUGUGUCACCAUGGUCUUCUAUGCCGUGGGUUGCUUGAUCGGGCCGCAGCUUUUUAGAGCAGGCGACGCUCCCCGCUACCUCCGGGCGAAAAUCACUCUUUUGGUCAUUGAGUGUGUCUGUAUUCCUAUCGUUCUCUUGGUGAGCUACAUCUCACGCCACGAGAACAAGCAACGAGAUGGAAUCACCAAGGAGGAGAAGGAGCAGUGGGUCGCCGAGAAGGGCCCCCACUACCAGUUCUUGGAUUUGACGGAUAUGAAGAACAUCCACUUCCGGUACUCCUAUUAG
This is a messenger RNA of Candidozyma duobushaemuli, 1452 nucleotides long. RefSeq lists its product as uncharacterized. NCBI's taxonomy places the organism in Eukaryota, Fungi, Ascomycota, Pichiomycetes, Serinales, Metschnikowiaceae. Gene Ontology annotation, molecular function: transmembrane transporter activity. Gene Ontology annotation, biological process: transmembrane transport. Gene Ontology annotation, cellular component: membrane. The record is from RefSeq and is a predicted model, not a curated record. The coding region runs from base 1 to 1452 and encodes 483 amino acids. The transcript has a single exon.